Striga asiatica is the source of this 4334-nucleotide messenger RNA. NCBI's taxonomy places the organism in Eukaryota, Viridiplantae, Streptophyta, Magnoliopsida, Lamiales, Orobanchaceae. The record is from the annotation of a GenBank genome assembly.
AUCCAACAUAUUUUCUGAGAAACCAAAAUUUUCUACCCAUAGUAAUAAUCCUCUUUUUUUUUUUUGGCCUACCCAUAAAUUUAUCGUAUUUAUGUUUUAACCCCCGACAAUUUUUUGAAUCAGUGUGUAUAUAUCCGGCAAGCCCGAAAAUCCCAAUCGGAGCACUCUACCCAGUUCAUUCAGCUCUGUAGACAUGCUUACAUUUGAAAUCCAGAACACUAUUAGGGUUCUUCAUAUUUGAUUCAAUUGAGCUUCCGUUGUGAAGAAAGUUCAGAAAUUUAGGAUUAAUUGAUUGAUUGAAGCCAUGGCGUACGUGUUCAUACCGGUGCAGAACUCAGAGGAGGAGGUCCGAGUGGCGCUUGAUCAGCUCCCUCGCGACGCCACCGAUAUUCUCGACAUCCUCAAGGCGGAGCAAGCUCCGCUCGAUCUCUGGCUCAUCAUCGCCAGGGAGUACUUCAAACAAGGGAAAAUUGAACAAUUUCGACAGAUAUUAGAGGAAGGAUCCAGUCCUGAAAUUGAUGAAUAUUAUGCAGAUGUACGUUAUGAGAGGAUCGCGAUUUUAAAUGCUUUGGGCGCAUAUUACAGUUACCUUGGGAAAAUUGAGACUAGACAAAGAGAAAAGGAAGAUUACUUUGUACAGGCUACGAAGUAUUAUAACAAGGCAUCAAGAAUUGACAUGCAUGAGCCUUCAACUUGGAUUGGGAAAGGUCAGCUUUUACUGGCCAAGGGAGACCUUGAGCAGGCAUUUAAUGCAUUCAAGAUUGUAUUAGAUGGAGACCGUGAUAAUGUGUCUGCUCUUCUUGGUCAGGCAUGCGUCCACUUUAACCGAAGCCGAUAUCCCGAGUCUUUGGAGUUAUACAAGAGAGCAUUGCAAGUGUGUCCUUGGGCUCCAUCUGUAAGACUUGGUAUAGCUCUUUGCCAGUAUAAAUUAGGUCGUCCUGAGAAGGCAAAACAAGCAUUUCAUCGGUUAGAUCCAGAAAAUGUUGAAGCUCUCGUAGCUCUCGGAAUAUGUGAUCUGCAAACUAAUGAUGCUACGGGUAUUCGAAAUGGGAUGGAGAAUAUGCAGAAAGCCUUCGAGAUUUAUCCUUACUGUGCUAUGUCAUUGAAUUAUCUUGCAAAUCAUUUCUUCUUCACUGGCCAGCAUUUCCUAGUUGAGCAAUUGACUGAAACUGCACUUGCUGUAACUAUGCAUGGCCCAACAAAAGCACAUUCUUACUACAAUUUGGCCCGCUCGUAUCACAGCAAGGGGGACUAUGAGAAAGCAGGAAUGUAUUAUAUGGCAUCUGUUAAAGAAAGCAGUAAUGCACAUGAAUUUGUAUUACCAUAUUAUGGUUUAGGACAGGUCCAACUGAAACUGGGAGACAUGCGAAGUGCUUUAGCUAAUUUUGAAAAAGUCUUGGAGGUUCAACCAGAAAAUUGUGACACACUGAAAGCUAUUGGACACAUAUAUAUUCAGCUUGAGCAGAGCGAGAAGGCUCAAGAAGUAUUUAGGAAAGCCACCAAAAUUGAUCCUCGAGAUCCUCAGGCUUUCUUGGAUCUUGGUGAUCUGUUGAUCUCAACAGACAUUAAUGCUGCGUUAGAGGCCUUCAAAACUGCUCGUAAUUUGCUGAAAAGAGGGAAUGAGGAAGUACCCCUGGAGCUGCUUAAUAAUAUUGGUGCUCUCCAUUUCGAACGGGGAGAGUUUGAGCUUGCUGGCGAGGCCUUUAAGGAAGCUUUAGGAGAAGGCAUAUGGUGUAGUGUUUCUGAAGCUGAAGGAGAAUCCUUAGGGAGCACUAGCUCUAGUCAUAGAAAUCUAGCUAAUCUAAUUAAUGAUGCACUGUAUCCUGUUGAUGCCAGCUUGAACAUCAGUCAAUAUAAGGACUUUCAAGUGUUUCAUCACCUUGAGGAGCAGGGCAUUUCUUUGGAGCUUCCUUGGAAUAAAGUUACAUCAUUAUUUAAUUUAGCUCGGGUGCUGGAGCAGAUUCACAGCACUGAAAGAGCCAGCAUCCUCUACCGCCUGAUAUUGUUUAAGUAUCCAGACUACACUGAUGCUUAUUUGAGACUGGCUGCCAUCGCAAAAGCUCUAAACAAUGUCCAGAUUAGCCUCGAACUGAUUGCUGAUGCGCUAAAGGUGGAUGAGAAGUGCCCAGAUGCUUUGUUAAUGCUUGGUGACUUGGAACUUAAGAAUGAUGACUGGGUCAAGGCGAAAGAAACUUUCCGGACAGCGAAGGACUGCACUGAUGCAAAAGAUAAUUAUGCUUCCGUUUGCUUGGGAAAUUGGAACUACUUUGCAGCCAAUCGCAAUGAGAAAAGAGCUCCCAAGUUGGAAGCUACACAUUAUGAGAAGGCUAAGGAACUAUAUACUAAGGUUCUGCUCCAGCAGUCUGCUAACCUUUAUGCAGCUAAUGGUGCUGGUAUGGUAUUUGCAGAAAAGGGUCAAUUUGAUAUAGCCAAGGAUCUUUUCACUCAGGUUCAAGAAGCUGCAAGUGGAAGUAUUAAUGUCCAAAUGCCAGAUGUGUGGAUUAACUUGGCCCAUGUUCACUUUGCUCAAGGCAAUUUCACUUUAGCUGUAAAAAUGUACCAAAACUGUCUGCGUAAGUUCUAUAACAAUACCGACAGUCAAGUGCUUCUCUACUUGGCACGUACGCAUUAUGAAGCUGAACAGUGGCAAGACUGUAAAAAGACCCUGCUAAGAGCUAUCCACUUGGCUCCUUCAAACUAUACAUUAAGAUUUGAUGCUGGAGUUACCCUACAGAAGUUCUCGGCAUCAACACUUCAAAAAACAAAAAGGACAGUGGAUGAGAUUGCAAAACUUUUGAGCAUUCAUGCAAUUGUAGUGGAUCUAAGAUUAGGUUCCGAUUUGAUGACUUCGUUGCUCGUUCGAGCUACUGUGGCAGAGCUGAAAAAUGCUGUUCGUUUGUUCGGCCUGCUUUCUGCAGCUUCAAACCUUCACUUUCAUGGGUUUGAUGAGAAGAAAAUUGAAACCCACGUUGCUUACUGCAAGCAUUUGCUUGAAGCAGCCACUGUCCACUGUGAGCUUGCCGAGCGUGAAGAGUUGCAGAAUAUGCAGAGAUUGGAAGUCUUGCGCCAGAUGGAGUUGGCGGAUGAAACCCGCAGAAAGGCUGAGGAGCAGAGAAAAGCUCAGAUGGAGAAAAGAAAGCAGGAGGAUGAAUUGAAGCAAGUCAUGCAACAAGAGAGGCAUUUGGAGCGCAUCAAGGAACAAUGGAAGAGCAGCUCGGGCUCGAAGCGCAGGGACAAACCCCAGAAUGAUGACGAUGAGGGUGGACACAGUGAAAAGAGGAGGAGAAAAGGGGGAAAGCGUAAGAGGAAGGACAAGAAACAGCGGUAUGAAUCUGACGGUGGUGAUGCUGAGGUGGAGGAUCACGAGGAGAUGGAGUUUGAAGAACAUUACAAUCGUACAAAUGAGGGUGAUGACAGAGAGGGUCCUUCCCAUGAUGUUCUUGCAGCCGCCGGACUCGAGGAUUCUGAUGCUGAGGAUUUUAUUGCAGCUGCUGGCCUUGAAGACUCUGAUGCCGAGGAUAACAAUGCUGCUGCCUCGAAUGCGAAUAAACGGAGACGGGCUUGGUCGGAAUCGGACGAAGAUGAUGAGGUGGCGGAGAGGCAGCCCGAGCCCAAUCCAGAGGAAGAGGCCCAGCCCGAGCCCAACCAUGAUGCUGAUAUGCAGGAGAGUGAUGGAGGUGGAGCGCCUGAUGAUGAAGAAUGAAGCUGGCAGCUCUAAAGACUUUGUUCACAAACCAUUGGUGGGUUGCUAAGGUGCUUAGAGCUCGCAUAGGCUUUUAGCCUUACUGGUGAGAAAAGCUAAAACAUAGAUUUUGUGCUAAGCUUUUGUGUGAUGUCAGAUUUUGUUGUAGUUGGACUUGAAAGAAUGAAACUUCUUUAUUAACUCAAGUGUGCUGCGUUCAGAAUCAAACGACUAGACAGUCCUGUUAUUUUUAACUGUAGACAUAGGAAAAUUAUAGAAAAUUAACCCCAUGGGUCCCACCACAUUGCCACCCUUAAUUUUUUGCUUUAAAACUAGUGUAUACAUGAAAGAAAGACAUUUGAAGUCGGUCCACAAAGUGGUGCAAUUAUGUUCUCUCAUAAAACUUCAAGAACUUAAAAUUAAAGGGUUUAAUAUCAGGUCACUAUAGAAAACAAUAGAGCUGCGAGACAGGGUGGAUGUGUAUUCGUUUUAGAUUUUAAGAAAUAUUUUGAGAUUUUAAGACUUGAAAGGAAUCUUUGGAAACCUCAAGUGUAAAGGCGGUAUGUGGGAUGAUAUUUUGUAUAAAAUUGUUGUUUAUGAAAAUUCAGCAAGUAAAAUUUUUGAGUGAGAGCGGUUGGAAAGUUGUUCAAGC